Limulus polyphemus (Atlantic horseshoe crab) is the source of this 1399-nucleotide messenger RNA. RefSeq names its product solute carrier family 25 member 51-like. Lineage: Eukaryota; Metazoa; Arthropoda; Merostomata; Xiphosura; Limulidae. The transcript has 2 exons. The record is from RefSeq and is a predicted model, not a curated record. The coding region runs from base 384 to 1325 and encodes 313 amino acids.
CUUUAAUAGUUUACCAUAAUGAUAAGGACAAAGUUUAAGAUUUGGAAACUCAAGAGUCCAACUCGAUUGUAUAGUAACAUUUGUAGUACUAGUACUGUAGUGUUACUAACGUUAGUACUAGUUCAGUAGUUGUACGAUAGUAUUACUGCUAAUAAUGGUAUUAUAACGUCUAAUGGUUGCUACUGCUUGUAAGAUAUUACUGUCACAGUGUCAGUUACUAGUGUUCAUGUCAUGAACAUAAAAUUAAAGUUGUAUUGAUAAUAAUAAUUAUAUUAAUUUAUUAUAUUCGGUCAACCACGGUUACGACAUAGGCCUCAGCCUGAAUACAGAAAUGUGGAAAUAUAAUUAAAUGACUGCUAAAAUGAAAAACUAGACUUUCGGCUAUGGUUGAAAUAUCUCGGCCUGUUACCACAAAUACCAACCAUCAAUUUUCUAAAACUUCUAUAUUGGAAAGCAGUAGCCAAUGUAAACCUAAGACAACAAGGAAUCUGCAAGAAUACACAUGUGGAUGGGGAGCAGCUUUCAUCAAUAUCAGUGUUACUUUCCCUAUUCAUAAGGUCAUCUUCCGGCAGAUGAGAGAUGGAGUACACCUAUAUGACGCUAUUCAUCAGUUAAGACAAGAUGGACUACAUCGCCUGUAUCGAGGUUGUUUGCCUCCCCUUAUUCAAAAAACUGUGUCUGUGUCCAUAAUGUUUGGAACUUACAAUGAAUACAGUAACUUUUUGCAGAAACAAUUCCCUUCUAUUUCUCCUUUCCUCUGCUUAAGUAUAUCAUCAGUAUUAGCAGGGACAACAGAAGCAAUACUUAUGCCCUUUGAGCGAAUUCAGACACUCUUGCAAGAUCGAAACUACCAUAAACAGUUCCAUAAUACCUUUCAUGCAUUUAGAGAACUAAGGAAAUUUGGGACCAAAGAAUAUUUUCGAGGAUUGACUGCAAUUCUUAUGAGAAAUGGACCAAGCAAUAUUAUGUUCUUUUCUUUGCGAGGAAAAGUCAAAGAAACAUUGCCAACCAGUAAUUCAUGGUUGGGGCAUCUUAUAAUUGACUUUGUGAGUGGGGCUGUUGUUGGUGCCAUAAUCAGUACUAUUUUUUACCCUGUGAAUGUUGUCAAAACAAAAAUGCAAGUUCAGUACGGAACUCGUUUUCUGAGCUUCUCUGAGGCCCUUCAUUUAACUUAUGUAGAACGGGGUUAUAGGAUAAAGAACAUGUUUUAUGGGGUUCAUAUCAACUAUACAAGAGCCUUAAUCUCCUGGGGGAUUAUUAAUGCUUCUUAUGAACUUCUUAAGAAGAUAUUUUAUCCAUCAUCAGCUGCUAGAUGUACAACUUAAUACUGUAGAAGUUCUCAUGUAUUGAAUGUUAGUGAAAACCAUUUAAAGUGUUAUAAAGUAACUUAGAAACAUUU